AUUAAAGAACCCUAAUCUUGUUGGGGAGUGAUUAUGCUGCAUAUAUAUAUAUAUAUAUAUAGAGAGAUCAAGAUAGAGGACAACACUAUGCCAAAAACAACAUGAAUAAUCUUGUUUAUGAUGUCUGCAUUUCACCAUGAAAACAAAGGCUCACAAGAAAUUAAUGCAAUCUAUCAGAGGCAACACACCACAGAGAGGCUGACAGAAGAGAGUGAGCACAUGCUGAUAGUGAUUGUAUCAGGGCAUACAAUUGCAAGUGUGUGCUCACUUCUCUUUCUGUCAGUUUCUUCUUCUUUUUUCGGCGUGUUUUCUUUCAUAUUUAUAUAUCUUAAUGGAGGUCUUCGAGCCUUAAUUUUAGGCAAAGACAAAGCCCUGGGAAACUGCAUUAAUUGCCAGGCACCUCAAUAUGCCCAGAAAUUGGUUUGUGCUGUCAAUAUCUGCAGAUUAGGGAGCUUGAAGCACCAGUCACUCGGAUCAUAACUCUCUUACUGACUUAAGCAUCGAAGAGUCUUUACAAGUGGAUCUUCCCUUCUUGCAAACAAAGAGACCUUCUCCAAACAAAAAAAGUGACCAAAGCACCGCUAGGAUAUUGUCACCUAUUUGCAAAGUUCACGCUCAAGAUCUGGAUAAAAUUAUCGGCGCCCAUCAUGGGAUCCAAGUAAAAUUUUAUCCUACCUCCACAUUUUUCACUAUCAUCUUCUUGCGUAAAGAUAUUCUAUGAUUAUUGAUAAUCACUUAUACUAGCACAAGCAUUUAUGAUAUUAUAUUAAAUAUUUGUAGAACAAUAACAUGCAUACAAAUAUUUUCUCUGUACUUUGAUAUCACUCGUCUUAACAAAGUCUAAGGUUUUUGGGCUAUAUCAAAACAUCAAAGAUAUCAAACUUGCCUUCAAGAAGAAAAUAGCAUUUCAAUGCAACCCGGACAAACAUCCUAAAUUUUUGAAGCACAAGUAUGGUGGAUCCAAAGCUAGAUCUCAUAUGAUGAAGCAAAGAAGUAUGGUGGAUGACCUAUAUAGAGGUUCUAAUGAUAAAACACACAAGUAUUGUGGAUCCAAAGUUGGAUAUCACAUGGUUCCAUGUUAUGAAGAAAGUCUAAACUUAGUUCCCAUAAGUGAUGUACCUAAAGAUCCAUAUAGGAAUGACAUAGUAAAGAUUUAUCCUUGAUUUAUGAUAUGUUAUAUCCGGUUGAAAAGCAACAAUCCAGUUACUUGACUUUUUGCAGCAUUUAUGCCAAGUCUAUAAUGACAAACAUC
This is a messenger RNA of Vigna radiata var. radiata (mung bean), 1252 nucleotides long. RefSeq lists its product as uncharacterized. Lineage: Eukaryota; Viridiplantae; Streptophyta; Magnoliopsida; Fabales; Fabaceae. The record is from RefSeq and is a predicted model, not a curated record. Bases 118 to 480 code for a protein of 120 amino acids. The transcript is spliced from 4 exons.